AUGGAUAUGGACCACAUGCAUCAUGAUCCCGGCUUGGGGAUGGAAGUCAACUAUGCCUUUGCUCGCGCAUAUUGGUAUAUCAUUGCUGGUGUCGUGGGCACCCUCCUCGCUGUCCGCGGCAUCAAUCACCUAGAAGCUCAGCAAAGAUUAAAAGCAUGUCGCGAUCCAGCAAUAGACCACCCCACCCGACCACGAGGAACUCCAAGUCAAAUAUGGGCGACAGCAACAGCCAUCAUUCGAGAAAUGGCCCAUCCGCAAUACUACAUCACAACUAAAGGCCUCCAAUGGGCUACGCCACUUCCCCUCGGCCGGAUCAUCAUUCUAGCAUGCUACUGGGUCGUUGUCGUAUACAUGAUGAGCUGGCAAGUAGCAAAGAACGACGUGUACUACUGGGAACGUAUCGGAUAUCGCAACGCAUGGGUAACUCUGAUGCAGUUUCCCCUGGUUUACCUUUUGUCGACAAAGGUCAAUGUUAUCGGUUUCCUCGCAGGAACCAGCCACGAGAGGCUCAACUGGUUACAUCGAUGGGUUGCGCGCACAAUGUUUGUCACCGCAACGGUUCACGGAUUCCAUUUCUGGACCAUGUGGGUACGUGCUGAGUUUCUCGACUACGCCCUCAGUAUCCUGCCUCUGGUCAAGUAUGGACUGGCAGCCUGGGCCAUUCUUCUUUGGAACGUCGUAACUGGUAUUGUGCCUAUUCGCAGGCUUUCGUAUGAGGUGUGGGUGGCUCAGCAUGUUGUCACCAGUAUUGUUAUGCUGUGGUUGCUCCACAAGCAUAUUCCUGCUAAUUCCCGCUGGCUUCUGUGGAUGAGCGUCUCGUUCCUUGUUUUUGAUCGUGCCAUGAGAUGGAUUCUUCUAUUGUGGCAGAAUGUUCGUUUACGACCGCAAGGAACAGCGUGUCAGGGCAUGAAGCAUCUCGGACAUCGUGUGGCUGCUCGAGUUGUUGGACCAGCGACCACGGUAAUCACCAUUAAGGACGUGCACUUCAAAUGGAAGGCUGGACAGCACAUCUACCUUUGGCUUCCACGUCUGGGUCUGUUUGAAGCGCAUCCGUAUACAAUUGCUUGUGCACACAAGCUCGAGGGAACAUGUUGUUGCAACAGUAUACAACUUGUCGUGCGGGCCCAUUCUGGGUUCUCCAAGCGUAUACACGAGUAUGCGACAAAGAAUACUGCUUCUGAGCUUACAGGCUUUGUAUCAGGACCGUAUGGUGUUCCCCCACAGUGGGACAUUUACGAGACGCUGGUACUGAUCGGAGCGUCGACCGGAGCGAGUUUUGUUGUUCCCAUCCUUGAGAGUGUAGCGGUAGCACAAAAAUCGAACUGUACACGAAAAGUCGAAGUUGUUCUCACAGCAAGAACAGCGCAGGAAAUUAAAUAUUAUGUUGAAAGAGCCGAAGAAGCCGGUCGAAUGGUACGUGCAAAGGGCAUCGCUGUCAGCAUCCACAUCGCAGUUACAGGGUCCAGCGACAAAACAGAAGGCCCAGUUUUCGUUUCUCGACCUGAAUCGGCAGAGUCGUCAAGAUCGAGCGACUCUGAUGACAUCCAACCCAUCAAGGGAUCUACGGGAUGCUGUUGCAGCAGCGGCACAGACGAAAAAGAAUGUCCGAGCGAUUCACCGUGUCGUGUGGAAAAGUCAAUAUCAGUACCAGAGCUUAUUCGGGAGUACACGUGCCGCCCAGAUAUCGAGGCCAUGAUCCGAGAACCAGUAGAGCAAGCUUGGGGGGAGACAGGGGUUGUUGUUUGUGGUGGUCGUGAGAUCGUGGCGCAGACGAGGAAUUUCUUGACCAGGCUACCUCUUUUUGCUUGCUUCAUCUCCAUCGACAAACCAUUCUGCCAUCAUUUCUUGUCUCUUCUUUUCUCUCCUUCUUCAUGCUUCACCUUUGAGAUUGUCUCUCCACCGCUGACCGGCCAUGCCUUCGAGGCGCCGGUACCACUACCAGGCGCGGCCUUCGAGGCCUUAUGCCCUGGCUCAAGCUGGAGUGAGGCUGGUCGCUUGGAUCACCAGCCUCGCCGCUGUCCUGCUCCUCGCAUACGUCUGCAAAGAAUGGUCGUCCAAGAGUCAAGUCAUUAUCGCCGGUGCUGUGGGUUCCCCAGACUAGUCACUUCAAGAAAAGUUCUCCACGAUUUGUUCGCGCUGGCGCUCUGCGUGGGCGGCAUCAUUAUGAUGUGGGUAUCCAACAUCAACAUCUCCUCCGACAAGAAGCCCGGUCAGAGAAGGCAGGAACUGUGGCUUAUGGCUGCACUCUGGGCAUUAAUAGCAGUGGUCAACCGAUUGGCCUGUGGCGGAUCACGGAGGGUAUUGGAUGAAAAGAAGUUUGUUGCAACUCGGCUAUACACGGAUGCCGUCCACACUUGGAUCAACAUCGCUGGCAUAGACAUCCUUUCCGAAUAG
This is a messenger RNA of Fusarium graminearum PH-1, 2394 nucleotides long. RefSeq lists its product as uncharacterized. Gene Ontology annotation, molecular function: ferric-chelate reductase activity. The record is from RefSeq and is a predicted model, not a curated record. Lineage: Eukaryota; Fungi; Ascomycota; Sordariomycetes; Hypocreales; Nectriaceae. Bases 1 to 2394 code for a protein of 797 amino acids. Gene Ontology annotation, cellular component: plasma membrane. The transcript has 5 exons. Gene Ontology annotation, biological process: iron ion transport; copper ion import; intracellular iron ion homeostasis.